Triticum turgidum subsp. durum (durum wheat) is the source of this 414-nucleotide messenger RNA. The record is from the annotation of a GenBank genome assembly. NCBI's taxonomy places the organism in Eukaryota, Viridiplantae, Streptophyta, Magnoliopsida, Poales, Poaceae.
AUGAUCUUACGUGAUCAUCGCGGGGCUAUCAACUUCUCGUCAUGCAGGGUGUUGUUUUCGUGCAGAGACUCCCUUGAGGCGGAGUUGUGCGCGUGUAUGGAAGGCUUGUCCCUUGCCUUGCAGCGAAGCGAGUUGCCGAUCGUGGUGGAGAUGGACUCUCUCGAAGCGAUCUCUCUCAUAUCAAGCUUGGAUGCGGAUCGCUCAGUUUACUCUUCUAUUGUUAGAGAGAUUAAGCACUUAAUGGGUUUAAGGAAGACUUGUAUUUCUCAUAUAGUUAGAUCUCAAAAUAAAGCUAGUGAUUGCUUAGCUAAGUUUGCUAGAACCCAAGGCAGGACCUUGACUUGGUUAGGAGCUGGUCCAGAUGAAGUAGUGGAAAUAGCAUUUUAUGAUUGUAAAGACGUUGUCAUUGAGUAA